This is a messenger RNA of Acaulospora colombiana, 188 nucleotides long. The record is from the annotation of a GenBank genome assembly. Lineage: Eukaryota; Fungi; Glomeromycota; Glomeromycetes; Diversisporales; Acaulosporaceae.
AUGCUAUUUCAACUUCUCAGAGUGAAAAUAAUGCUUAAUAAAAUUAUUGAGACAUAUGAGCCACCAGAUUUGUUGGAUGUUAUGACAUUGAUUGCCAAACAUUAUAAUCAAGACUUGAAAAAUGUUAUAGUCAUUUUGGUUGUUGAUGGCAUGCAACAACUUAUGGUGAACAAAGAUGACGAUUUAAG